AUGGUCUCGCCGCAACCACCACAGACACCGCCCACACUUGCGCCGUCUGAUUUCAUGCCCAACGAUGGCCAACCGCCCCCGCCGCUCACGGUGCGUGCACCAGUGACCAAUCCCGGAGAAUUACCUUUAGGGCACUCGGGAGUGUUAGAGGACCAGGAGCCAGUUUUUAACGCCUUUGCGCCGACUGAGGCGUCGGGAUACGCAGGCCUGCAACACCGGUAUUCGCCGCCUGAAGCACAGGAGAGCUAUUACUCCCCGUACCACCACCACCAGGCCAACUCUGGCUCCCUCCCGUACCAGAUGUCUUACCAGCUACCCGUCCAACACACCGGGUUCUAUGCCCAGCAGCCGCAUAUAUCUCAAAACUUAUAUAUCCACGCCGCGAGCUACCCACACUUCUUCCCUUCGCCCACGUACCAGGCUUAUGCUCAUGCCGGGCCUUCCAUGGGAGAGCGGACUAGCCCGUGGUGGCCCCAGCAACAGCCAUCGCAGUCCUCUCCUCAUAACCGCCGCUCACCGCAUGCCCCCAUUGUCGGUGCUGCUCAUGGUACUCCUGCCCUUCCCGUCAGCCAGCCGCAUCUUCAGCGCAAAUUGUCACAGCGCUCUCCUCAAAAAGUGCCCGACCCGGCACACCAAGAGGGCAGCGGAAAGCAAACGGCGAAACCGCUUGUGCGUAGGGAGUACCACCCGAAUCCGCCCGUCCGGCGCUCCGACUGGGUAAUGUGGGCGGGUAAUGUCCCCAGCGACGCGAAGCACGAUGAGCUGUGGCGCUUUUUCACAUCACCGUCUCAGCUACCGCCCCCUGCCGAUGCAAGCACAGUCAGCCCCGAGUCCACACAAUCCUCACCACCACCACUACCGACAACGACAACAACAACCGCAAGCGACGAGAACGACUUGGGCGUGCUAUCCAUCUUUUUAAUUUCUCGAUCCAACUGUGCCUUCGUCAACUACGAAACAGAGUCUCAACUUCAGGCGGCGAUUGAGCGUUUCGAUGGAGUCCGUCUCCGCCCUGCAGACUCACGAUGUCCGCGCUUGGUGUGCAAAGUGAGGAAGAAGGACGACGAUCUGAAUGCGGGGGUUGGCGGACAACGAGGGAUGGGAAUGCACACGGGGUGGGUGAAAGCAAACAAGGCCAGCCGCAGGGCGUCUGGAUCCGGGGGCUUGUCGGCGUUGACAGAAGUGUCCAGGCCAGGACCGACUCCGUUGAGCUCUCGGUCCGGGUCUGGCUCGCAUGCGAGCGCCUCGACGGACUCUAGCAUGCUGCGAGAGAAUUUCCCGCAGCGAUAUUUUAUACUCAAAUCGUUAACGAGGGACGACCUGGAGCUGAGCAUCAAGACCGGACUGUGGGCGACGCAAAAGCAUAAUGAGGGUGUACUCGACCGGGCGUUCCGGACAUCGGAAGACGUAUUCCUUAUUUUCAGCGUCAACAAGAGCGGCGAGUUCUAUGGGUAUGCAAAGAUGGCGGGACCGAUCAGCCGGUCCAACGGCUCGCCUUCAGAAUCGACUCCCUGGACCAGACGCUCCCCAGUUCAUCCCGCUAAUACCCCGUCCCCGCUCCUAAGCAGCUCGCACUUCGUCGACGAGUCCCCAUUACCACUAUCUUCCGCCCGCGCAUCAAAUGUCCAGUCAGCACCCGCCAUUCUCGGUCCCAGAGAGCGCGUGUUUAGCGCUGCCUCACCCGCGGUCAAGUACAGUCUCGACCACCAUCUCUUCGCCAAUCUGCAGUCCCAACCUGCGGUGAUCGAGCUUGACGAAACGGCACCGGUCAGGGCGAUGCGUUCGCGAGGAACCUCUCGCACCAGCUCCGGGCCGGUACUACCCCUGGCAUCCACACCGAGCCCUGCUGGCGGGGAUACGGCGCCGCGGCCGGAUCGCGUUAUCAUGCCCGAGAACGCCGAUACGAGCUGGGGCAGCGACUUUGCGUUGACGUGGAUCUGUACGGCGCGCCUGCCGUUCACGCGCACCCGCAUGCUGCGCAACCCGUGGAACCACGACCGCGAGGUGAAGGUGUCGCGGGACGGGACGGAGCUCGAGCCGGGCGUCGGGAAGGCGUUGCUGGAAGAGUGGCAGGCCUAUAUUGGCAGUACUGCCAUGCGAAGCACAAUCGCGUUGUGUCAUCACGUCAUCAACAGCCUUAGUAGACCAAGCCUAGACGCCUUGGGCCGCGUUGUGGGAAGAUCCGCGCCUUGGCGGGUCUCUGCGAGGCGUUCGGACAGCGACAACGAGUCGCCCACCGGCUUGCAGCGUCGCGCUACUAGUAUAAAACGGGCGAACUUCAAGAUCGCCGAGACACCAUCCGACAUGGCUAUUCCCAAGACCACACGGCAAUACAUCGUGCAAACGCCCGGGUCUCUUGACGCGCUUAAGCUCGUGGAGGUGGCUAUUCCGGCACUCAAAGCAACAGAGGUGCUGGUGAGGACGAAGGCCGUCUCGUUGCAGUUCCGCGACCUCAUGGUUGCCCACGGCACCUACCCGCAUCAUCUCCCUCCCAACCUCGUCCCCUGCUCGGACAUGGCUGGGGAAGUCAUUGCUGUUGGCGUCGAAGUCACGCAAUGGAAAACGGGCGACCGCGUCAUGGCUAACUUUUUCCUUGACCUGCUCGCACCAGCAGGCAUGACGCGCGCGAUCAAGGCGACGGCGCUGGGAGGCCAGGUACAUGGUGUGCUGACGCAGUGCAGAGCAUAUCCUGCCCAUUCGCUCGUUGCUAUUCCGGAUCACCUUGCUUUUGAAGAAGCCUCGACGCUGCCGUGCGCGGCCCUCACAGCAUACAACGCCCUUGUGGACGGCCUUGAUCAAGUAAAGGCUGGCGAUACGGUGCUGAUCAUGGGAACAGGUGGCGUCUCAAUCUUUGCCCUGCAGUUUUGCGUGGUAUCUGGGGCUACAACCAUCAUCCUGUCAUCCUCAGCAAACAAGCUCAAUUUCGCUAAAACGCUCGGCGCGACGCACACAAUCAACUACUCCGAAACUCCCGCUUGGGAUGCAGAGGUGCUGAAACUGACCAACGGCCGCGGGGUGGAUCGCGUGCUCGACGUCGUUGGAAACCGCACUUUGGCGCGCUCUAUUCGUGUGGUGCGCCUGGGCGGCUGCGUCGACAUGAUUGGUGCCGUGGGUGGGCAAAGCAUAUCGCCACCUGAUAUUGUCGGCCCUGCAAUCUGGGGUCAGGUCCGCCUGCGCGGAAGCUAUGUCGGGGCGGUCUCGCAAUUUCAUGCGAUGAACCGCCUCCUUGCUGCACACCCGGAGCGCACGCGUCCCGUAAUUGACAAGGUGUUCUCUUUCGAAGAGGCACAUGAGGCAUUUGCGUACCUGGAGAGUCAACAGCAUGUUGGGAAAGUUGUUAUUAGUGUAGGCUAG
Messenger RNA from Mycena indigotica, 3354 nucleotides. RefSeq lists its product as uncharacterized. NCBI's taxonomy places the organism in Eukaryota, Fungi, Basidiomycota, Agaricomycetes, Agaricales, Mycenaceae. Bases 1 to 3354 code for a protein of 1117 amino acids. The record is from RefSeq and is a predicted model, not a curated record. The transcript has 13 exons. Gene Ontology annotation, molecular function: oxidoreductase activity; RNA binding.